Molecule: messenger RNA, 2701 nt
Organism: Ceutorhynchus assimilis (cabbage seed weevil)
Lineage: Eukaryota; Metazoa; Arthropoda; Insecta; Coleoptera; Curculionidae
Source: the annotation of a GenBank genome assembly
GAGAGACUAAAAAAAAUAAAAUUUGCAUAGUGGUCGAGUCACAUAAAAACGCCCAAAUAUUAAAUACUGCAGAAUGGGUAUUCAAGAUCAUACCUACUUUGUCCAGGAAAUUAAAAUCGAUUAUCAUAUCCCAUCGAAGGGAACAAUCUCUACCACAUAUUUCCCGAUUCUCAAAAUUAAAAAAUACAUUAUCAAUUUGAUAUUUUAACCGAAGCCGACAUGCAAAUUAGUGUAGGGUGUUGAAUAUUUAUUUUCUCCAACGCGUUGAAAUUGAACUAAAUCAAUUUUUAAAGUAAUUUAACUUUGGAUGGAGCUUUUUCUGAAAGUGCUUCGAUGAAUUAUUCGAAAAGGAUUAAGUCAUUAUGAAAAUAUUUCAUAAUUUGUGAUUAUUUAUUCGGAGAUAUUGAUAACUCGGCCUGUUCCAACAAAAUUUAGAACAUUUCUUGUAAAAAUUAUUUUUCCCUUAUAAUUUUAUUCAAAUUUUCACUCUACCAGGUUGAUAGUUUUUGGAAACGACUCCAAUAACAUCACUUUGCAUCAGAUCAUCGUUAAGUUCAUGAAAAAAGGCAACCCAUACAUUAUUACGAUUUGCAAGAGAACAGGUAUUAUGUGCGAAGUUCAAAACGUAGCAUUUUUAAUGCUAAACCAUAUGAUUGUCGUUCCGGCUUCCCAAAUGACGAAACAAUAGUUGGUGGCUACUAACCAGACCAACCAGACAUAAAAUAAUCAAACACCACAACAAAACUGAAAAUGGUGUUUAACGCAUCAUUCAAAAACUUCUACAUGACAGUCCAAACGAAACUUUACCAAACAAAACUAUGUCCUAGCGUUCCCAGCUACACUGGCUCAAAGUUACAAUGAGAACUGUCAGUCAACUGCGAUAGACUGAGAGAUUUCAUAGAGAAAAUCUACAGCCAAAAACAUAUAUACAUCCUCAUUCAUACAUUUCAAUAAACAAAAAAUUGACCAUAAAAAUCAUUUUGUCUGAAAUACCUAACUAAACUCUUCGAUCCAUCAUUGGGUCGCCUGGGCACAUGUAUAGGUACACAAAGGCAAACUUAUAAUUCAAUAAUUUUGGGUGCAAUAGCUGAAAUAUGGGACAAGCCAUACCAGACAAUAUUUACAUUCUGAGUAUCAUCGGGACAUUUCUUGAUAAAACGACCAAUAGAAACGAACAUAAAUUCUAAUCUGAAUGAACUUUGAAUAUUAAUUAAUAAAAUCAACAAAUAUGGUAUGGCGAAAAAGGAAGUCUGAUUACUUAGAUCAGCUUUAAACAGAAAUGCAAUUGGAAAACUCAUGAAGAUAAUCUUGCAGUAGAAGAUUUGUUUCUAGUGAAGGACCAAUACUCGAACCAAUACAUAAGUCCCAGUACAUAAAUGGCCACUUGAUAGAAAUACACAAAUCCUUUCAGCAGGUCCACUGCACACUACGGGUUGUCACUAUCAAUGAAUGAUGAAGAAGAUUUGGUAAAACGACCAAUAGAAAAUGGGAAAUCAUACAGGUAGUAGAUUCUGUGGAAAGUUGCUUAGAAACAUGACAUUUACUGUCUUCCCCAAGAACUUUAUAUCGAGCAUAUGGGGCACGUCAAGAUAGAUUAGGGAAGUUAGGAAUAUAUUUGAAAUUUCACAAAUUUAAAUUAACUAAUUACACGACAACAAUUAUCAUAAACGAAAUGAACCAUUAGUAGGUAUAAAACGGUGGGUGCCAAUGUAUGUAAUAUUCAUCUUCCCGCCUACCAAAUGGUGUUAUAUAUUAUAUAAACGAGGAUAUGAACUAUCACAAUCUAAUUUCUACGUGAUGUUCUUCACCAUCGGUACCAUCUUCUGUUUGGACUUAACCCAUGCAGCAAGUCAAAUUGAAGACGCAAUUACUUCGAUCUCUAGAAAGCUACCAUCUAACCUAUAAAUCAUAUAGGUAUCUUAUUCAGUUUUGCACACCAGAGUCCUGAGCAAUUAGACUAGUCCACAUUGUAUAUAGUCGAACAAUAAGACCAGUCCAUUAUUCAUCAUAAACAACAUAUUUUCAAGCUGCCGUGAUUAUAAGGAGAAAUCUAUUGGGUAAGGCCUGGACAAGUCUCAAGGAACAAACCAUACAUUGAGGCUAUGCAAUCUGCAUCUUAACAUGAAUAUCAAAGGAAACCUCUUGAUAUAAAAGGUCGAUGCUGAUGCCAAUACCGAUACUUGAUAUUGAAUCUUUGACAUUGGCCGAAGAAAUGUUGGUGACAAAAAUGAACAUAGAGUUAUUAGUGCUGACUGUGAUAAUUUUGGGUGUUGUAUGUGGUGAGGCGGAAACCUGCAAUUCCUGUGGAUCUGAAUGCCGGUCAGCGUGCGGAACGCGGCACUUUCGCACCUGUUGCUUCAACUACUUGAAAAAGAGAAGCAACCAAGAACCUCUGGAACCUUUACCGUUGUCGCUGGAUCCCAGUUUAAGAUUGGAGCUGUGGUUGGCCAAAUCGAAAUAUCCCUAUUUCCAACAACGACCCGCCGACGAGUCAAUGGAUAUGGACGUGCCGGAAAAUAGAAAUGAAAUCGAUAACCAUAAUCGUGAAACUAUUAAAUAGAAACAAUUUUUUUUAUUUACCUAUAUUUGGCAAUGUAGAUUUAGGAUUGCAUAAUAUGACUAUGUGCAUUAUGUUUUGUUGAUUCUAACUACAAUUAAAUUAGGCAAAAUAGAAAUUUAAUAAAUAUUUCGUACCCUAGUA